Messenger RNA from Rotaria sordida, 372 nucleotides. The record is from the annotation of a GenBank genome assembly. Lineage: Eukaryota; Metazoa; Rotifera; Eurotatoria; Philodinida; Philodinidae.
AUGCCAAAAAAUAAAGGAAAAGGUGGUAAAAAUCGUCGUCGUGGUAAAAAUGAAAAUGAUGAUGUCAAACGUGAAUUAAUGCUUAAAGAUGAUGGACAAUCUUAUGCACAAGUCACACGCAUUUUAGGUAAUGGUCAUAUAGAAGCAUUUUGCUUUGAUAAUACAGGUGGAAAAACAAGAUUAUGUCGUAUUCGUGGUAAACUACGCAAAAAACAAUGGAUUAAUCAAGGAGAUGUUAUUCUUGUUGGACUUCGAGAUUAUCAAGAUGAUAAAGCAGAUGUUAUUAUGAAAUAUCAUGGUAAGAAAUAAGUUUAUUAUUAUUAUUAUUUUAUAGAGACUAUUGAUUUUCUAUAUUGUUUCUUUUUUUUUUUU